CCCGCUCUGUACCGAGCUUUAGCGCGCUCGCGUAAACUUUACGAAAACUUUACGUUGAAAGCUCCCUGUGCUUUUACGGUUGUGGUGUACAAACUGUGUUGUGAAUUGGAUUUUAAACUGUGUUUGUUUGUGGAUUUAGCCAUUAUGGAGUGUCACGUGAGCUAAGCCGAUGGCGUAGUCCGUGCUGCGCGGGCGCUGACAGCGAGGAUGGGGUCCGACUGCCACACGCGACUGCUGCUACUCAUAGCGAUGCUGCUAACCAAAGAUUACACAGUGACGAGUCUAGAACUGCUAGAGCUAAGGGUGCCCGCACACGUGCCGCUGGGCACGCGGGCGUCGCUGUCGUGUCGCUGGCAGCUGGGGCCCAGCGAGGUGCUGUACUCGGUGAAGUGGUACAAAGACGGGAAGGAGUUCUUCCGGCAUGUCCCCCGAGAUAUCGAGCCGAGGAGAAAGUUCCUGCUGCCGGGAGUUGACGUCGAGAACUCGAGCCCGAACGGGUCCAACGUGACGUUGGGUCCGGCGGUGCUGGAGACCGGCGGCCGGUACAGGUGCGAGGUGUCCGGCGAACGGCCGCUAUUCCCCACCGUAUCGGACCACGCGGAUAUGGUCAUUGUUGCAUUACCAACAUCGGGGCCGAUGAUCACGGGGUCGCGGCUGCGGUACCAGAUCGGGGACAGGGUGCAGGUGAACUGCACCUCGGGGAAGUCCCGGCCAGCGACCCGCCUCACCUGGUACGUCAACGGGGAGCCGGCGCCGGCGGGGGCAGUGCUGGAGCCGCAGCAUCACGCGCACGAGGACGGGCUAGAGACCACCAGCCUUGGGUUGGAUUUCAAGGUCAAGCCGAAACACUUCAGGAAAGGAGAUUUGAAGUUGAAGUGCUUAGCGACGAUAGCCACGGUGUACUGGCGGAGCAACGAGGAGAGCGUCCAGGGAGAGAAGCUGAAGGGCUACGCUCGCUCUCGAGAGCUGGUCGAAGGCGGAUCGAGAGCGGACCGAGUGCAGGCCGCCGGCAGGUCCGGCCCGCUACUCUCUGCAACCACGAUACUCAUAUUGGCCACCACCACGUUCUCCCUACACAGAAAAAACUUUUAAAAACCCCCUCCUUUUUCGGAAGUUAAAAAGUGUUACCAACGACGUGAAAAGAACCGAGCAGCGGCAUGGAAAAUGUAAUUAAAGCUUUCGUGGCGCUGCGCCGGAUAAAAUUUCGUUAGAAUCAGUUCAAAGGUUCUAACUAUACUGGUUAAUAGAAAAAACUAAUCUAGAAUUAAAUUAUUCGAGAACAUAUUGUGUUUGACACAGUCACAAAUUGAUAAAGUUAUAGAGUAUGUUAUUAAACAGAAUUCGUAUUAAGCUAUGGUUAAAUUCGUAAGGUUAAAUGUUAUGCGAAAAUUCUUCAGACUCUUUCGAUAAUAUUAUGAUAAUUUAUACAUAUAAAAU
Molecule: messenger RNA, 1437 nt
Organism: Aricia agestis (brown argus)
Lineage: Eukaryota; Metazoa; Arthropoda; Insecta; Lepidoptera; Lycaenidae
Gene: beat-IIIc
Exons: 6
Coding region: 208-1092 (294 amino acids)
Source: RefSeq, a predicted model, not a curated record